GAAAGAGAGAGAAGGACGUUCAUAACUGCGUGGCUCAAGAUGCCGGUGUGGUCUCAGUGUUUUGGUCCGUAAUAGAGUUCAACUAGUCAGAGUUGACAUACAGAGCAUCUGAGGAACCUCUACCUUGAAUCUGAGACCAGUCUUCAGUCUUCGGGACGGACAGCGGUGCUGAUUUUCACCUGUUAGUGCACUGACUGCUGCUCAUUUUGCCUGGGCUGAGGACUCAAGGCUCUCUGGGGGAGACUUACAGACUUUCCCGAGUUUGAACAUUGUAGUUUUAUCAAUGGAUGAAGCUGCCGAGUCGUUUUUCAUCGCCUGAUUUUUCAGCUUUUUCUGCUGUUUGUUUACUUCCGUCAUUUGUUUGGGGUUUUUUUUUCUAUCACUGACUCACUGUUGCUUGACGGAUGGACAGAUCUCCAAAGGUUUUCUUCAUCUAAUUUCUGGACGCGAGCUGAUUGACCCCAGAAUCUUACAAAGGCGACGGAGGGACUGUGAGUAGUAAUAAACGAGUACACGAUGGAGGCGGGUCCAGCUGGCUGCCCGCAAGUGUUUGUGGUGGACAGUCAGGCUCCUGUGACCCUGCAGCCCAGUGGGGUCAGACAUGCAUCAAACAAAAACAAGCCAUAUUUGCUCUACCUGCUGGUGGGCCUCGCUCUGCUGGGGGUCACCAUAGAGGCCAUUUUCAUCUACCAGCUGUACCAGCCGUCUGCAGCACAGGCCUCCUCAGAUACCAGCAGAACAGCCCAAAGAACCGGAGCGGAAGCAGGCCAGGACGGAAGUUCAAACGAAAUCCCUCCAGUCUGGAACAAGGAGACGAAAGAGCAGGAGGACAAACCAGCUGCAUUUCUGCAAGGCCUGAAUGUACCGGUACGUGGGGAUGGAGUGAUGCAAUGGCAGAAGGAUGGCUUGGAUCCAUUCGUUCGUGGAUUGGAUUAUAACGAGGGCAGCCUGCGCAUCCAGACACAAGGGUUCUACUAUGUUUACUCUAAAGUCUACUUUUCUGAGACCUGCGCUCUGUUCAAACACCAGGUCAAACGACGCUCACCACGAUACAACAACUCUCCCACUGACCUCAUGCAGAGCCUCAGGUACAGCUGUGUGGGUUCUCAGAGGCAUGAGCAGAACCGUGCGGAUGUGGGGAACAGCUUCCUGGGUGGAGUCUUCCUGCUUUACAAGGGGGACAGCGUGUAUGUGCAGGUCAAUGACAGUAGAGUGAUACGCGCUGGAGUCUACGAUAACUUCUUUGGUGUCUUCAUGAUCUAGAUACACAUACAAAUGUAUACACACAUGCAGACACAAAUUAAGUCUCCCUCCUCAUGUUCUCAAGUUGUCUUACAUCUUAUAAUUAUCAAGUCUUAUAUUUGUAUCAAUAUGUGUAUGAAUUUCCAGUGUUGAUUUUAUCCUGUACAACAUCAUGAUGUUAAAUUCCCAAUCAGGAAUUGUGUAGCAGCAGCCCAGCCACUCCAGGAAUAGGUCAACAUUAAAGUGCAGAGAAAGAAGUGCCCAAAAGAAAAGCCAGUGUUAAUAUUGUGUAUUUUUGAAGUACUUGCCCUGCGAUGGACUGGCGACCUGUCCAGGGUGUAUCCUGCCUUCCGCCCGAAGACUGCUGGGAUAGGCUCCAGCAACCCCUGCGACCCUGACGGAGAAGCGGCUUAGAAAAUGGAUGGAUGGAUGGAUGGAUGGAUACAAAAAUAUCAAAAAGAGGCCGGGCUUGUAAAUUACAUUAAUUACUGAUUGGGUAUUUACACUCAUUGGCUACUUUAUUAAAUACACCUACCUUGUCUCUACAUUUCCUGUCAAUUUAACCAGGCCCACUUACCAUAUAGGUGCACAUUGUAGGUGCACAUCUGUUUAGCCCUCCUUUACAUUCAUCAAGGGUCAUUACCAGCAGAUAUGAUUUAUUUACUUUAUAUUAUUAUGACCAUCAAUGUUUUGACAAUAUCUCUUUAUAGCAAUACUACUUAAAAAGUGAAAAGAUCUAAAAAGUAUUCAGCAAAGAUUUAAGGGAGGAAAUGCUCGAGAAGCCACGUCGAGAAAAGUACAGUCUACGGUACGAGACUACAGUAGGAAAUUCCUCAGCUCAGUGCUACAGCACUAAAAGAUCUCCCACUCAUAGAGGAACUGCGAGUAGACUCCCACCAGAUGACCAGAGUGUCAAGUGGGGCUGGGAAGUUGAAAGUUGAAGCAACCUCCCCCCUCAAGAUAUACCAAUACUGGACCAUAAAGGGUUUUUAAACUAGUGAGUAGCAUUUUAUACUCUACAUCUUAUUUUUCACAUGGCCACUGUAGAUUAGGAAUUAUAAUUAUGAUUAUGAGUUAAAUUUGGACUUGUAUCAGUGCGAGUGACUAGUGUAAGCCAGUUGUCACAACCAAAAUAUGAAGAACAGCCAUUUUGUCUUUUCAACAAAAAUCAAACCACUUUGAGAGCCGCCUUUAUGUCCAUUUUACCCUCUUGGUUGUAAAUAUGUCUCAGUAUGAGCCGAUGUCCUAACAUAGGCAAAAAAAUAUAAACAGAAUCGCAGACUUGUUUUGCUCUGCUUUAAGCUUUAGCUCAGCUGUAGCUGCUUUUUCUCACAUCUCCAACAGGAAACUUUUCCAAAAGUAGAAUAGCUUCUUGUAAAACAUCUGUCGAUGUUCAACAUUUUAUGAGGCUUUUUAUUCACCUGGUUCUUGUUCGAAUUUUCCCAUUUCGCCUUAAAUGGUACGUGAUCUGUCCUUCGACACCUAUAACUAAUAUCACUAGAACAGCCGUCCUGCAUCUCCACAAUAUCGCUACAUUAAGAAAUGCAGUAUCUCUACAGGACGCAGAAAAACUAGUUCAUGCUUUUAUUACUUCAAGGCUGGACACUGUAAUGUCCUGCUGUCUGGAUGUCCCAGCAAAAGCCUCAACAAGGUUCAG
This is a messenger RNA of Pygocentrus nattereri (red-bellied piranha), 2899 nucleotides long. It is a transcript of the gene tnfsf14b, whose product is annotated as tumor necrosis factor ligand superfamily member 14. Gene Ontology annotation, biological process: immune response. Bases 517 to 1263 code for a protein of 248 amino acids. The transcript is spliced from 7 exons. The record is from RefSeq and is a predicted model, not a curated record. Lineage: Eukaryota; Metazoa; Chordata; Actinopteri; Characiformes; Serrasalmidae. Gene Ontology annotation, molecular function: tumor necrosis factor receptor binding. Gene Ontology annotation, cellular component: membrane.